Messenger RNA from Carica papaya (papaya), 3390 nucleotides. Lineage: Eukaryota; Viridiplantae; Streptophyta; Magnoliopsida; Brassicales; Caricaceae. The record is from RefSeq and is a predicted model, not a curated record.
AGAUGCUGUCGGACAGCAAUGUCGUCUCAUGGAUGAGAUAUCGACUGGGUUGGACAGCUCAACGACGUUCCAGAUUGUAAAUUCAUUGGGGCAAUACGUUCACAUUCUUAAUGGAACUGCUGUCAUCUCUCUACUCCACCCAGCACCUGAAACCUAUGAUCUUUUCGAUGACAUUAUAUUGAUUUCUGAUGGUCAGAUUGUAUACCAGGGUCCUCGCGAAUACGUGCUGGAAUUCUUCAAAUCCAUGGGAUUUGAAUGUCCUGCAAGGAAAGGCGUUGCUGAUUUCUUGCAAGAAGUGACAUCGAGGAAAGAUCAGAUGCAAUAUUGGGCACGCAGAGAUGAACCUUACAGGUUUAUCACUGUCACUGAGUUUGUCGAGGCAUUCCAAUUGUUCCAUGUGGGACAGAGACUUGGAGAUGAGCUUGGAACUCCAUUUGACAGUGCUAAAAAUCACCCAGCUGCUUUGACAACUGAAAAGUAUGGUGUCAACAAGAAAGAAUUGGUUAAAGCUAGCUUCUCCAGAGAAUACUUGCUGAUGAAGAGAAACUCCUUUGUUUAUAUCUUUAAGUUCAUCCAACUUUCAGUAAUGGCAAUAAUCACAAUGACACUGUUUCCACGGACUAAGAUGCACAAGCAUUCGAUAAUCGAUGGAGGAAUCUAUACAGGUGCCUUGUUCUUCGCUGUGAAUAUGAUAAUGUUUAAUGGAAUAUCUGAGCUUUCAAUGACCAUAGCAAAGCUUCCUGUGUUCUACAAGCAACGAGACCUCCUCUUCUAUCCAGCAUGGUCAUAUGCUCUUCCUCAAUGGAUUCUGAAAAUCCCAAUUAUGUUCAUAGAAGUUGGGCUCUGGGUUUUCUUCACCUAUUAUGUCAUUGGAUUUGAUCCUAAUGCAGGAAGGUUGUUUAAGCAGUUCUUUCUCCUCUUCCUUGUCAACCAAAUGGCUUCUGCAUUGUUCAGAUCAAUUGCAGCUACAGGAAGAACCUUGGUUGUUGCUAAUACAUUUGGCUCAUUGGCUCUCCUCAUACUUUUUGCAUUGGGUGGUGUUGUUUUAUCUCAUGAUAGUGUUAAAAAAUGGUGGUUAUGGGGUUACUGGACAUCACCUAUGAUGUAUGCACAAAAUGCCAUUAUGGUUAAUGAGUUCCUUGGAAAUAGCUGGAGACAUCUUCUUCCUCAUUCCAACGUAUCGUUGGGAGUUGCAGUGCUCAAGUCCCGUGGAUUCUUCCCACAUGCAUAUUGGUAUUGGUUGGGAGCCGGAGCACUAUUUGGAUUCGUAUUAUUAUUCAACUUUUGGUUCAUUUUGGCUCUCACUUUCCUAAACCCGGUUGGGAAGCAUCAGGCUAUUAUGGCAGAGGAAUCUGAAACUACUGAACAUGAUAACAUAACAGGAGGAUCACAUGGAACUCUCCAGAGCAAUACAGAGGGAGGAGAUGAGAGCAUUAGGAGAAGAAUGGAAAUAGGUUCUCAGUCACAAGGUAACAUGAAGAAGGGAAUGGUGCUUCCAUUUGUGCCACAUUCUAUUACCUUUGAUGAAAUUACAUACUCCGUUGACAUGCCCCAGGAAAUGAAAGCUCAGGGUGUUGAAGGAGAUAGAUUGGUCCUGUUGAAGGGUGUUAGUGGUGCAUUCAGGCCAGGCAUUCUGACGGCUCUGAUGGGUGUUAGUGGUGCCGGAAAAACCACUUUAAUGGAUGUUUUGGCAGGGAGGAAAACUGGUGGAUAUAUAGACGGGAACAUAACAGUUUCAGGCUAUCCCAAAAAGCAAGAAACAUUUGCUCGAAUAUUCGGGUAUUGUGAACAGAAUGAUAUUCACUCUCCUAAUCUCACUGUCUCCGAGUCCUUGGUCUACUCAGCCUGGCUUCGAUUAAACUCUGAUAUUGAUGCUGAAACCAGAAAGAGAUUUGUUGAACAAGUGAUGGAGCUAGUGGAACUUAACCCACUAAGGAAAGCACUUGUCGGGUUGCCCGGCAUAAGUGGCUUGUCAACAGAACAGCGUAAGAGGGUCACGAUUGCGGUAGAGUUAGUGGCAAAUCCAUCUGUAAUCUUCAUGGAUGAGCCAACUUCAGGGCUUGAUGCAAGAGCUGCUGCAGUAGUUAUGCGGACCGUUAGGAACACUGUGGACACAGGAAGAACAGUUGUUUGCACCAUCCACCAGCCAAGCAUUGAUAUUUUCGAAGCUUUUGACGAGCUAUUCCUAUUGAGAAGAGGAGGGCAAGAGAUCUAUUUUGGGCCUCUGGGUCAAAAUUCUUCUCAUCUAAUCAAGUAUUUUGAGGAAAUUCAAGGAAUAAGUAAAAUUAAAGAUGGGUAUAAUCCAGCAACAUGGAUGUUGGAAGUUACAACUACUGCUCAAGAAAUGGCUUUGAAUGUUGAUUUCAAUGAAAUGUACAGAAAUUCAGAACUCUACAGGGGAAACAAAGCACUGAUCCAAGAUCUAAGCACACCUGCUCUUGGUUCAAGAGAACUCUACUUUCCCACCCACUACUCACAGCCAUUUCUAAUCCAAUGUGCUGCUUGUUUAUGGAAACAACACUGGUCGUAUUGGCGGAAUCCAUCUUACACUGCAGUUCGAUUUCUCUUCACAGUUGGCAUAGCCUUGUUGUUUGGUUCUAUGUUCUGGAAUCUUGGGACUAAAAUGAACAAGCAACUGGAUUUGUUGAAUGCAGUGGGUUCAAUGUAUGCUGCUGUUCUCUUCCUUGGUGUCCAGAAUGCCUCGUCUGUGCAGCCUGUUGUCGAUAUAGAGAGGACUGUGUUUUAUAGAGAAAGAGCUACUGGAAUGUAUUCGGCAAUGCCAUACGCCUUUGCACAAGUUCUAAUUGAAGUCCCCUACAUCUUGGUUCAAGUUGUGGUAUAUGGUGUGAUAGUUUAUGCCAUGAUUCAAUUUGAAUGGACAGCUGCCAAGUUCUUCUGGUACCUGUUCUUCAUGUUCUUCACCUUAUUCUACUUCACAUUGUAUGGCAUGAUGGCUGUGGCUAUCACCCCAAAUUUCCACAUUGCAUCCGUCAUUUCUUCUGGUUUUUAUGGAAUAUGGAAUCUGUUUUCAGGAUUCAUAAUACCGCGACCUCGAAUCCCGGGAUGGUGGAGAUGGUACUACUGGGUGUGUCCGGUAUCUUGGACGUUGUAUGGAUUGAUUGCAUCACAAUUUGGAGAUAUAAAGAAGGAGAUAGAGACAGGGGAAACAGUGGAGGAGUUCUUGAGAAGUUACUUUGGAAUCAGGCAUGAUUUUGUCGGAGAAAGUGCAGUAGUAAUUGUUGCCUUUCCAGUACUCUUUGCUUUCAUCUUUGCCUUCUCCGUAAAAUCCUUUAAUUUUCAGAAGAGAUAAUCUUUUGUAAUGUUCAAACGACCAUCUUAUGUAAUAACCCAAGCACAAUAAAUGAGGAGUAUCACUUUUAUCUCAUAUAA